Molecule: messenger RNA, 1260 nt
Organism: Lampris incognitus (smalleye Pacific opah)
Lineage: Eukaryota; Metazoa; Chordata; Actinopteri; Lampriformes; Lampridae
Product: collagen alpha-2(IV) chain-like
Exons: 7
Coding region: 1-1260 (419 amino acids)
Cellular component (GO): collagen trimer
Molecular function (GO): extracellular matrix structural constituent
Source: RefSeq, a predicted model, not a curated record
AUGUUUUAUAUCCUCGUUCAGGUCCUCCUGGCCACCCUGGUGAACCUGGUUCACCGGGAAGAGAAUGUGACUCUGCAAAGACCGGACCCACUGGAGAUUCAGGAUAUGAAGGCCCUCAAGGACGAGCAGGUGACAGAGGUGUCAUGGGUCCCAGGGGUCCUCAAGGAUUCAAAGGCCCAGUCGGUGACCCUGGCCAAAAUGGUUGCAAAGGAGAUAGAGGCAUACCUGGAGACAAGGGUGAGUGCUGCUGUAACCAAGUAUUGCACCGAAGGCAUCAAAGGUCUGCCUGGUGAUUCUGUAGUACGGCCCCCAACACUCGGCACCCUUGGAUCCAAGGGGCCACCUGGUAGCCCGGGACCAGUAGGUUAUCCUGGCAAUUUGGGUCCUCCAGGAACUCCAGGACCUAAAGGUGAAAAGGGUCCUUCGGGACCAAGAGGCACCCCAGGGAGGCCAGGUUCUCCGGGUCGCGAUGGUCAUGUUGGAGACCCAGGAGAUGCUGGUCAAAGAGGAUUUGUUGGACCUCAAGGUUCCCCAGGUCUGCCCGGUGAGCCAGGUGAGGCAGGUGGACGGCCGGUAGUGAACGCGGGCUUCCUGUUGGUCAUCCACAGCCAGUCGGUGGACGUGCCAGAGUGUCCCAAAGAGUCCACCAGGCUCUGGGUGGGCUAUAGUUUGGUCUACCUGGAGGGGCAGGAGAAGGCUCACACACAGGACCUGGGUCAAGCUGGCUCCUGCCUGCCCGUUUUCUCCACAAUGCCUUUCUCCUACUGCAACACAGGAGCGUGUCACUACUCCAGCCGCAAUGACAAGUCCUACUGGCUCUCCACCACGGCACCGAUACCCAUGAUGCCCUUCUCAGGGCAGGAGAUUAUUUCCCACGUCAGCCGUUGUGUGGUGUGUGAGACAUUGUCGCCCGCGGUGGCCGUUCACAGCCAACACUACACAGCUCCGCAAUGUCCGCCAGGCUGGAGGAGCCUCUGGACAGGGUACUCCUUCCUCAUGCACACGGGGGCAGGCGACGAGGGGGGAGGCCAGUCUCUGACCUCCUCGGGAAGCUGCCUCAGAGAUUUCCGAACUCACCCCUUCAUAGAAUGCCAGGGUGCACGGGGGACCUGCCAGUACUUUGCCAACCUUUAUAGUUUCUGGUUAACGACUGUGAACCAGCCGGAGCAGUUCCUCACCCCGCAGCCCGGCACCAUCAAAGCGGCGGAGCAACAGCGGCAGAGGGCCAGCCGCUGUCACGUUUGCACGAGACAACGCUAA